Caenorhabditis angaria is the source of this 729-nucleotide messenger RNA. Lineage: Eukaryota; Metazoa; Nematoda; Chromadorea; Rhabditida; Rhabditidae. The record is from the annotation of a GenBank genome assembly.
AUGUUUCUCUUUGUCAAAACAGUAUUUACAUUACUGAUUCAAAUCUCUUCAGUUCUACCAGGCAAAUGGGGCUCCGAAAGUGAAAUCUGUCUAAAACCACUUUUCAAAAAUCUCAAACUCGACUUUGAGAAUAUUAUAAGAUCUUUGCAAGACACAAAACUUCGUUGUGAUUUCAUAAAUCAGGAUUCAUAUCUUCAAGAACUCUAUGAGAAUAGAAGUACGAUUGAGUUUUCAAUAGAACUUGGGACCAAGAAUAAUACCAUGGGUAGUAAGAUAGAACUAUGUGAUCUGAAUACGAAGAUUUACAGUGAGUUUUUUUUACUGAUACUACUCUUAAAAAAUGCAUUUUGAGCCGCGCUUUAUGGAGCAUACCUCACUAAUUUGGCCAAAGAUCAUAUAACUCAAGAUGAAUACGACAGAUCAAUUUCGAUUCUAAGCUCCAAUUCAGGAUCCCUGACAAUCCGAGGAACUCUGAAAUGCGGUGAAGAUUCUCAUCAAGCCAAUAUAUUUCUAUUCAGUUGUGAUGGUCAGAAUUUAGCUGAUAUGUCAACAGAACUCGAUGGUGAAUUCAGUUUCCAUAUGGAGAAGCAUGUUUUUGAUGAGUGGAAUAUCUACAUGAAGAUUGUUCAUAAUUGUAAUAGCACUGCUGACAAUGAGAAGAGUGUGGUGGUUUUGAAAAAUAUUACAGAGAAUAUGGGGAUUUUGGAUUUGGCAAAUGAGAUUUUGUGA